UUUUGAAAAUUUUAGUAAUAAAAUUGUAUAAUUUGAAAAUAUAUAAUUAAAUUAUAUUUCGAAAUUUAUAAUGCCAUAUUUAAAUAUAUUUAUUUUAAUGAUGAUUUAUGAGUUAUUUUCAUAAUCUAAAAAAAUUUCUAAAAACAUAAAUUGACAUUAAAUUUAAUAUAUGAGUUAUUACCAUAUUUUAAAAAGUUUACCAAAAAUAUAAAUUAACAUUAAAUGCAAUUUUCUAUGUCAUAUUAAGCUAUAAGACAUGUCAUCAGUUUCAAUAAGCAUGUCAUAUUUGUUUUGUGAAACUGAUUAUAGAAAGGACAUGUGACAAAAUCACUUCGUAAAUAUAGUUUAGGGGAUAUGAAUUGGAAAUAAUUAACUUGAACCUUUUAAAUGACCGGUUUUGAUCAAAUAUUUUAUAUGAAAUAUGGAAACCAAUUUAGAUAACCACCCCUUUUGGUAUAUAUAUAUAUAUAUAUAUAUAUAUAUAUAUAUAUAUAUAUAUAUAUAUAUAUAUAUAAGAUAUGUCACGAAAUAUAUCAUAUAUAUCACGAAAGUAACAUUAAAAUAAACGUUAAAUUGUUACAACAUACGUUAAGGCGAGAGUUCUUCUCCCAAACCGGUUUUAAAUUGUUAAGGCGAGAGUUCUUGUCUCGAACCGGUUUUAAAUCGUAAGUUACCAACUAAUAUGAUUUAAACAUUAUGUUAAGCACCAAUUAAUGAGUAAUGGCAAAGUAUGUAAUAAGUCUAGUAACGAGAGGAUUUUUACCUAGAGAAUGUGAGAAUAAAUAUGGUGUUGCUAGACAAGAAAUAACAUAUUUGUUAAUAGCACAUGAGCACAAAGUUAUGCUCCUACUUUAAUAUUAAGGGAUUAAAGCAAGUUCAGUCCUAUUAUUUUGUUGCUAGAGAUUUCGAGUAAUAUAGAACUUUUCCUUUAAUCCUGGUUCAUGUGGCACGUAGUUAACAUUCUAUUGAGAUUGAUUAUACUUAUAUAUAGUGUUUGACCAAAUUAGUUUAACAGCAUCAACCUCAUUAUCAAAGUAAUUUCCAUGAGAGGUUAUUCUCAUACUAAAAACAUAGGGUCUGAGUACCAAGAGUUAUUAUUUUAGCCCAUUAUCUUAACUAAUAAACUUAUAAACUACAAAACCUACGCUAAAUGCCAAGCCUAGUAAUAAAUUCCCGUGGAAAGAGCUUUCAAGAAGAGGAAAAUUAGAAUGUGCCAGGUUGCCAAAAAUCCCCCUAUGUCCUUGAUGAUGUGGACAUAUGAGGAAAGAACAUAACUCAACUUUAUUAUUAUAGAUAGAUAGAUAGAUAGAUAGAUAGAUAGAUAGAUACCUAGUCGAAGAAAAUGACGAGGAAAAAAAAUAUGACAUGCGGCUAAAAUUUAAAAGAAAUGGGUCUCAUGCCAAAAAGAGAAUGAAAACAAAAUUGUGUGGUUGUGAUUGAAGAAAAAAGAAUAGAUUUUGUGGUUGAAAUUGUCCGUUCGUUAAUCGGACGGAUGUGUUAUUGGUUUAUAUAUUUUGAUUGAUUUAGAAAUCCAUACAGUAUUUAUAAAUCCAAGUAAAAUAUACAAAUUUUCAAAUUCUCUCUGAUUAGUAUUUACAAAUCCGGAGGUUUUCCCUCAGAUUUGAGCAUUUGUAUUUUUAACAAAGAAAUCCAUGCAAAUCUAUUCAAAUACAUUAUGAAAUCAAAUCUAUUAGUAAAUCCGUAUGAUUGAAUAACACCUGAUUUGAAUUAGAAUUUAUGAAUCACUAAACGAAUAACACAUGAUUUCAAUACGUAUUUUAAAAUCAUAGAACCAAUAACACUAGAUUUAGUUUAGAUUUUUAAAUCCAUCAAAAUACACCAACCAAUAACCCCACGUAAAGUGGUAAUCUAUCCAUCCCUCGAAUCACUUAGAUUAAACUUAGUUGUGUGAGAACUUUUAAGGUCACUUGGACCAUAUUAGAUUAAAGCCCAUUUGAUAAAACAAAGAUUAAAGUCUUAAUUUGAAGUAGAAGUGGUUGGGCGGACUCUUUAGCAAGAGAAAUAAGAAUUAGUGGCUAUAUUUUCUUCCGUAUAGAUAAGACACAGAUAGACGAAGGUGCUUUUCGGAGAAUCGGCUUAUCUGACCAAACACUUUAUCUAUUUUAUAUGGAUAACUGAAAAAAAAAACUCCACAUCUUCUGAUUCUACUAAACUAGCAUUCGUGCAGCUAAGAUGGAUCGUAUCGGAAGUCUACCUAACGAUGUUAUUUGUCAUAUAUUGUCUUUCCUGACGACAAAGGAAGCUGGUUUAACCUCGAUUCUCUCCAAAAGAUGGCGUAAUCUCUUCACACUCGUCCCUAGCCUCGACAUUGACGACUCCGUGUUUCUUAUUCCUGAAGAAGGUAAGCGGGAACGAGAUGGUAUUCUUGAAAGCUUCAUGGAUUUCGUGGAUAGGGUUUUGGCUUUGCAAGGUGAUACUCACAUCAAGAAAUUCUCCUUGAAAUGCAAAACUGGCAUCGACACAGACCGUGUGAACCUUUGGAUAUGUAAUGUCCUCCAACGUGGCGUUAAAAGCCUUGAACUUGUCCUAGAUUUUCAUGGAUCCGAUGAUGACAACUAUAUGUAUUUUCUGCCCGAUGAGAUGUUCGUUAGUACCAAACUGGUAGAGCUGAGUUUAAGAAGCGAGUUUGGUGUUGAUUGGUCGCGUAGAGGUGCAGACACUUUCUUACCAAUGCUUAAGACUCUCACCUUUGAAUCUACGUGGAUUCUGUUGUGUGAAGAUCUUGAGGUGUUUCUCUCUGCUUUCCCUGUUCUCGAGGAGUUCCACAUGGCUGAUAUUCAGUGGCCGCAAAUGGAUGAAUCCGUGUCAAGUCAAAGCCUCAGGAAGUUAACUAUCUACGCUAGCGGUUUCCGAGACUUUCGGAAUCCGAAGAGCAUUUCGUUUGAUACUCCGAAUCUAGUUUACCUUGAGUAUUCUGAUUAUGUUGCCGCGGAUUAUCCAAAAGUUAACUUGCCCGAUCUAGCUGAGGCUGUACUCGACCUUAAGUUAAAUGGACGUGACAUUUUACUAAUACGAGCACCAAAUGAUGAAGAUGAUGUUUCUCUGCGUCUUAGAAAUGUGUGGAAGCUCAUAACUGGCUUAAGAAAUGUUCAGAGACUUAUCAUUUCUGCUGAGACUCUUGAGGUACUGUCUCUAUGCUGUGAGUCGAUGCCGGUGUUCAACAACCUCAAAUGUCUAGGUAUUAUUUGUGAUGCGGAUCUGGGAUGGCAAGCAAUGCCGGUUCUCUUGAGGAACUGUCCACAUGUAGAAACUCUAGUCCUUGAGGGUCUCUUACACUAUGUGACUGACAAAUGCGGGGAUGUAUGUGACUGCAUAUCUCGGGAGGACAAAGGGCGUUCUCUUUUAUCAUGUCCAGUAAAGAAGUUGGAGAUCAGAGAGUUUCAAGGAACAGUUAGAGAGAAAGAGAUGAUAAGGCAUUUCUUGGAGUCUUUCCCUUGUUUAGAUGAGAUGGAAGUAUAUGCCGACGACCAGAAAGCUACAAACUUGGAAGUAAAUAGAAUUUUUAAAAUCAUCGCACAUAAGGUCGACGAGGAGGAGGUCUCCACCAAGACGGUGCUAUUAUUAUAUGGCAAAUUGUUUUCUGAGAGUAUGUCCCAAACCCAGAUGGAGGAGAUCUCCUCUCAGUUUACACCCCGCAACAACAAAAAUAAGUACGAUUUUUUUUACAUCUUGCAUGGAGCUCCUCCUCCAACGCAGGAGAUGUCUCAGGACCUUAAAGAGCAGCUUGAUGCUGCUAAGACCAAACUUGCGGAACUUAAUGAGGAAUAUAAGGAGAGGCAACGAGUCCAUGAUGCUAUGUUUGAUGGAAUUGUUGAUCAGAACACGAUGAUAGCAUCAGCAUUGAAGGCUCGACAAUCUGCUGCAGAAUCAGAGGCGUCUAACGAUCAGGAGAAGAAGCGGGACUUCGGGGCUCUGUUUGAAAUCAUGGCGUACCUGUCUCCAGAUUUUGCAACAGCGUUGACGGCUACGUGGGACUGACUUAGAGCUAGGGGAGGCGUCGAGGGAUCAGGGGGAGAUGACCAAGCUCGACCAAACUAUGUCCACAGCUGUGGCAGCGUAUGUUUUGCCCCGAGAUGGACACUAGAUUUAUGAUUGUUUCUAAUUUGUAAAACUUAUACUUAUAUUACUCCCUCAGUAUCACUUUAAGUGGUGUUUAGAGUAAAAAAAAUUGUUUCAAAAUAAUUGAUAUUAUCAUUAUUCUAGAUAGAAUUUAAUA
Brassica rapa (field mustard) is the source of this 4237-nucleotide messenger RNA. Its product is annotated as putative F-box protein At3g58950. Gene Ontology annotation, molecular function: protein binding. Lineage: Eukaryota; Viridiplantae; Streptophyta; Magnoliopsida; Brassicales; Brassicaceae. The record is from RefSeq and is a predicted model, not a curated record.